Messenger RNA from Didymodactylos carnosus, 267 nucleotides. The record is from the annotation of a GenBank genome assembly. Lineage: Eukaryota; Metazoa; Rotifera; Eurotatoria; Philodinida; Philodinidae.
AUGAUAAAAACAGCAGUGAAACCAAAUAUCAAGGGACAUCAAGAAGUAGUAAAACAAAAAUAUGAUCGUUAUCGUUCAGAUCCACAGCAUAGUAUCGGUGAUAAAGUAUUAGUCAGAAAUCGUAAACCACAAAAUAAAUUUUCUCCAAAAUUUUUAGGCCCAUACACAAUGGUCCAGCAUCAAGGCAAAAAAGCUUAUCUAGUACGAGCAGAUCCAAAUUCUAAAACAUAUCAAGUAGCAGUGUCGGAUCUGAGAGCAAUCGGGUAA